Molecule: messenger RNA, 1575 nt
Organism: Suillus plorans
Lineage: Eukaryota; Fungi; Basidiomycota; Agaricomycetes; Boletales; Suillaceae
Exons: 4
Coding region: 1-1575 (524 amino acids)
Molecular function (GO): protein binding
Source: RefSeq, a predicted model, not a curated record
AUGGAAGAUCCGACGUUGACCUCGCUGCCUGUGGAACUCGUUCAUAAGAUCAUCUCUUUGCUGGACUGGAGAACAAUAUUGGUUUGCCGGGAGGUUUGCAGAUUAUUCCACUCAAUAGUACAAGGAGAUAGUGCUCAAUAUGAAAUUGAGCUUGCUGUAUCUGGGAUGGUGGACGGCCCUCCAAGCCAACUUACCACCUCAGAUCGGCUUGCACUUCUUAAGGAACGCAAUGAUGCAUGGGAGUCUCUGAGAUGGGUAGAAUCGCGGGAUAUUCCGAUGAUGCAGGGACACAUCUGGGAGUUAUACGGCGAUGUGUUCGCGCAAUCUAGCACGCCAGAUGUCCUUCACUUCCGUCAGCUGCCAUCAAAGUACAGGAAAAUCGAAGAAAAAACAUGGGAUGUGGCGCUGGACAUGAACGUUCGAGACUUCACAAUGGAUCCUGCGCAGGACCUUCUCGUGCUCAUCGAGGAGCCCACCCAGCUCCCUCAUAUCAACGCCACUACCCGUAGCAUUCGGAUCCAUAUACGUUCCCUCACCACAGGAGACAGGCACAGAUUAGCGCCUCAACCAGCCAUUCUCGUUCAUGACCUCAAUGUGCGGCACCCCCGAGCAACGUAUACAUUACGAGUGUGCGAUAAUCUCCUGGGUAUCUUAUUCACACUCCAGGAUGAAGAUGCAGACCCCGAACUUACCAUAUGGGACUGGUCAACGGGCAAAGUUAUUUUGACAUGCUUCAGUUCCGAGAUUGCGACAUUUGCAUUCCUCAGCAGUCGCUUUUUGCUAGUAGGCAGCAUCUUUGACUCCGAAGCUAUAAACAUACAGGCCCGCCUCUACGUGUUUGAUAUGACCAAGCCAUCUAGCGAAACGUUUGGCCUUUGGGCGGACUAUUCUUGCGUAUUUCUUUGGCCCGAAUUCAACUUCUGGACCAACCCGGUGGCUCUUUCAAUCCGCUCUGAUCCAUCGCCUACCUGGCAGCCUAAUCCAGAGGCUCGGUUACCCUUCUCAACGGCGCCUGGGGACAGGCUCCUCAUCAUUACAGUCUCCUUGGUGAACAAUGACCGUAUCGUCCCUUACGAUAUGUUCGUUUCAGCUGAUACUUUGCUAUCUCAUAUCGAAGCCCUUCCUACGGAGGUUCGCUCCCGUGAAAUCAAAUGGGAUGAGUGGGGCCCCGCAGGCACACGCUUGAUGCGGUCUUUGUCACAGCCUUCCCUCUGGGUGUGCUACGUAUUCGGGACCAAAUUCGUGUCUCUUACUGAGCCGACCCACACGUCUCCGCAGACUUUGGAGAUGUGGGAUUUCAACCAGCUCGCAAUGAAGCGAGAUGCCAAAGUUCAAGGUGGUAUCAGCCAUCAUGUACGUGAUACGACGGUAAUUGAUAAAGUCUUUGCGGACGAAAUCUACACGAGUCUACCCUACCGGGUUAUCAAGCGCACCCUACCUCCACAUUCUUCUCCGGAAUUAAGUUUUACUGCUGUCAUAUAUAGCGAAGACAGCCUCAUUUUAGUAGAUGUAAGCAUGCCACACCCUUACCGUAUCGAACGUUUCUCUAAUGGCGCACGUCCAUUUGCAGUCUAG